This is a messenger RNA of Frieseomelitta varia, 1189 nucleotides long. It is a transcript of the gene Daao2, whose product is annotated as D-amino-acid oxidase. Lineage: Eukaryota; Metazoa; Arthropoda; Insecta; Hymenoptera; Apidae. The transcript is spliced from 7 exons. The record is from RefSeq and is a predicted model, not a curated record. Gene Ontology annotation, molecular function: D-amino-acid oxidase activity; FAD binding. Bases 123 to 1151 code for a protein of 342 amino acids.
UUCAAUUUUCGAUAAACACUGCUGCGGAGAGAAGCUGUUCUCGCGUUAAUUGCGUUUCAAGAUUUCCCGCGGAAAACAGCAACAGGUUAGAGUUACAUACCGGGUUAUAUAUUGCCGAAAUAAUGCGUGUGACAGUAGUGGGCGCCGGUGUGAUCGGCAUGACAAGUGCGUUGGCGGUGAAAACCAAUUUUCCGCAAUUCGAGGUGCACGUAAUUUCCGAUGAAUUUUCGCCAGCAACCACCGCCGACGGAAGUGCCGGCCUGUGGUCCCCUUAUCUCCUCGGAAAUACACCUUCUGACAAAAUACUGCGAUGGGGUGAUAUCACGCAUCGAUGGUUGGAAAAAUUUUGGAAAGCAGGCUUGGCCCCUGAAAUCGGACUCUCCUUAGUACCGGUAUAUCGCGUCACCAGCGAUCCCGAUGGUUUUCCUGAUAUUUCAACCUGGACGAAGACAGUGUACGGGGCACGUAAAUUAAGUUUCAACGAAUUGGAGAAACUCAACGCAGAGUGUAAAACUACUUACAAACACGGAUGGAUGUUCCUAACGUAUACCGUCGAGCCGGUUCGUUUGCUGCCUUGGCUAACGAGACAGUUCCUUGAGGCAGGCGGGGAUCUUCGAAACAGAAAAAUUCACACGCUGAACGAGUUGAUCGACGACGACGGAUACGAUUUGAUAAUAAAUUGUACUGGCCUCGGUGCACGUGAACUCGCGGGUGAUAAUACCGUCAAGUGUAUCAGAGGUCAAGUUGCCAGGGUGCGGGCACCGUGGAUAAUGCACGCGCAUUUGGCAGACGACGACGACGGGAACUAUAUAAUACCGAACACUGAUAGCGUGGUGUUGGGCGGCACGCACCAAGAGAAUGAUUUCGAUCGCACGCCACGAAAGGAAGACUCCGAAUUUAUUUACAAUGGAUGUCACCGAAUUUUACCUGGUCUCAAAAACGCCGAAGUAACGGAAGAGUGGGUCGGCCUUAGACCUGGACGGCACCAAGUUCGCAUCGAGGCUGAAGCUUGCAAGUCUCCCAAAGGCAGAGAAGUCACGGUGAUACACAAUUACGGACACGGGGGAAGCGGCGUGACGUUAUCCUGGGGUUCAGCUAUGAACGUUGUGAACAUUGUCGAGAGCUUGAUGAACUUGAAGUCAAACCUGUAAACACUUAUCUCAGAUAAGCGAAUAGUAAUAAAAGAUUG